This is a messenger RNA of Argentina anserina (silverweed cinquefoil), 1058 nucleotides long. RefSeq lists its product as uncharacterized. The record is from RefSeq and is a predicted model, not a curated record. The transcript is spliced from 4 exons. NCBI's taxonomy places the organism in Eukaryota, Viridiplantae, Streptophyta, Magnoliopsida, Rosales, Rosaceae. Gene Ontology annotation, cellular component: cytoplasm. The coding region runs from base 41 to 400 and encodes 119 amino acids.
UCUUCAAAUCAUAACUUUUCAAAAAGCUGUUGGGAAUUAUAUGCUGUCAUUUAUAUACAGGAGUUAUCAAUACAAAAUGACAAAGCCCUGUUCAUUUGAGGAGGUCAAAGUUUUGCUUGCAGCUGCCGUUUUGUUUCAGGUGCUUGUGAUGACUCCCGCUGUAAUGCUGCUUAAUAAUUUGAGGCAUCAUUUAAAGAAGAAACUAAGCAUGGUAAAGGGUUUAAUUAUGGAUGAAUGCCAUCAUGCGAGGAGUAACCACCACCCAUAUGCAUGCAUUAUGAAGACCAUGAGCAUUAUGAAGAAGAGCAACCGUGUUAUGUCCCAAGUGAAUUGGUCAAACCGUGCUCAAAUGAUGCUAAUGAUAAUAUUAUGUUGUAUCACCGGUACACAAUUGAGCUGAAUCAGAAUUUUGACAAUAAGAUUCCAGUUAAUGAUGUUGUGCUUUGUCUGAGAAGUAAGCUUGAUUGCGAUAUUACAAAUUGGAAUUCUGAGUUAGAAUUUGGCAGUGGUUGUUUAAAAGUGAACUUCAAAUAUAGUGGUGAGAUUCAAUUGAAUGCUGAGCAGGUAAUAUUUUCCCUUUCUUCAUAAGGUUUCUAGUUUAUGCAUUAAUGUGUUAGCGUUUCUGAUUAAUUUUAUCCGGUAGGUACUCACCUGUAGAAGAUUUCAAACCACAAUUUUCGGAAUUCUAAUUGAUCACAACUCGAAAAAGUUGAAGAAAUUUUAGUGUUCUUUGGGAGAAAAUCUUGGAUUUGUUUAUCUGCUGCUCCCAGGGACCAAAGUGAGGCCUUCUAUUAUUGAUUGGCAAUGUGUAGGGGUGGGCAACAAAUUUGCUUCCCAAUUAACAAUGUAUUCCCUUGUGAAGUAGUUAUCCGCAGAAGUUUUUCACUUCUCCUUGUUUUUAACAGGUGCUUGCAGAUAUUAUAGUCUCUAGCAGGGGAAAUUUACGUUGACUCUGGAUAUGAUUAGAAUAUUGUAUUUCAGAGUAUACGUCCUCUCUUAGAGCCAUUGGUUACUCCAGAAACGAUAAAACUCCAUCCUGUUAGAGAGCUGUAUGAACU